Messenger RNA from Pediculus humanus corporis (human body louse), 1209 nucleotides. RefSeq names its product protein farnesyltransferase subunit beta, putative. Bases 1 to 1209 code for a protein of 402 amino acids. The record is from RefSeq and is a predicted model, not a curated record. Gene Ontology annotation, cellular component: protein farnesyltransferase complex. Gene Ontology annotation, molecular function: protein farnesyltransferase activity. Gene Ontology annotation, biological process: protein farnesylation. Lineage: Eukaryota; Metazoa; Arthropoda; Insecta; Psocodea; Pediculidae. The transcript is spliced from 6 exons.
AUGAGUAUAGGUUCUAGAUCAUUGUCUGAAAAAUUAAAAGAAAGGUUUUGUGAUGAAAAUAAGCCGACCAUUACAUCUGAAGAUCAGAUAAAAGUGGAAAAUUCUGUAAACAAAUUAUUUGAAGUUUUUGAAAAUAUACUACCUCAAUUAAUCAGAAAUAAACAUUCUGCCUUUUUAAAAUCAUCAUUGUCUCAUCUGUCAAGUAGUUAUCAAUGUCUUGAUGCUGGAAGACCAUGGCUAUGUUAUUGGAUUUUACAUUCUUUAAGUUUGCUCGAUUGUACAUUAGAACCUCAAGAAAUUUCUAAAAUUGCUCAAUUUUUAAAAAAAUGUCAAAGCACAGAAGGCGGAUUUGGAGGAGGUCCUGGUCAAUAUCCACAUUUGGCUCCUACCUAUGCAGCUGUUAAUGCUUUAUGUAUAUUAGGUACUGAGGAAGCCUUUGAUGUCAUUAAUAGAGAAAAAUUGUUAGAAUUUCUUUGGAAAUUAAAACAGCCAGAUGGGUCAUUCGAAAUGCAUGAAGGAGGAGAAAUAGAUAUGAGAGGAAUAUAUUGUGCAGUAUCUAUAGCAAAGCUUACAAAUAUAUACUCAAAUGAAUUGUUUAAGAACUCUGGAGAAUGGAUAGCUAAUUGUCAAACUUAUGAGGGAGGAUUUGCCGGUUGUCCUGACAUGGAAGCUCAUGGAGGUUAUGCUUUUUGUGGUCUUGCUGCUAUAGUCUUACUUAAUAAAGAAUAUUUGUUGGACAUUAAAUCAUUUUUGAGGUGGGUAGUGAACAGACAAAUGAAAUUUGAAGGUGGAUUUCAAGGAAGAACAAAUAAAUUGGUUGAUGGUUGCUAUUCUUUUUGGCAAGGGGGUACUUUUCCAAUAAUCCAUGGUAUUUUAUCAAAAUUCGAUAUAGAAAAUGUACUUAAUCAUGAGCGAUGGCUCUUUCAUCAAGAAGCUUUACAAGAAUAUGUUUUAACUUGCUGUCAAAAUUCUACAGGUGGUUUAAUUGAUAAACCAAAAAAGCAUAGGGAUUUUUAUCACACUUGUUAUGCAUUGAGUGGCCUUUCAGUAGCACAACAUUCAGGAGAAAAAAGAAUUAUUUUAGGAUGCAGAAGUAAUGAAUUAUCUCCAAUUCAUCCUUUGUAUAAUAUAGAACUCGAAACUGUUUCAGCAGCACUACAGUAUUUCGAACAAAAACCUGUACCUGUAUUUCAUAAAAAAAAAAUUUAA